ACACACCGCACGAGUGAGCGGAGUGUUGCGUCUUCCGAACGAGUAUGAUUCUGUAUGAAUCGAGCUAGAGCGUGACCUUCAUUUGAACCUGCCAGCCACAGUCUUCUUCUCGUCCGCUAGCCUCCUUAACAUCUCAGGAUUUUCACAUAAAAUCUUCGACAAACAGUGAUUUCAUCAAGAUGUCUCGAGACCGAGCCUCGAGAAGGUUUUAUCGGGUGGACAGCGGUCAUGACCUUCUGGACUUUAUGGAUCGAGGCCAUUCUGCACAGCACGAGAACCGAUGGACCUUCGAGGUUGCCUGGGAGGCAGCCAACAAAGUGGGUGGUAUAUACACGGUGAUAAGAUCAAAGGCUUAUGUAUCUACGGAGGAAAUGGGGGAUCAGUACUGCUUAAUCGGUCCAUAUAAGGAAGCCUGUGCUAGGACUGAAGUUGAGGAGGCUAACUUCCCAACUCAUAGUCCUCUAAGCAAAGCUGUGCAAGUCAUGCGUGAUCAGGGCUUCAAAGUAGUAACUGGAACAUGGCUGGUUGAUGGGAAUCCUCAAAUAGUUUUAUUUGAUAUUGGAAGUGCUGCCUGGAAAUUAGAUGAAUACAAACAGGAGAUGUGGAAUACGUGUCAUCUGGGAAUACCUCAUCUGGACAUAGAGGCUAAUGAUGCUGUAAUCUUAGGAUAUCUCGUUUGUCAAUUUAUUUCUGAAUUCAGGAAAGCAGCUGAAGAAUAUUCACCUGUACAACCACGUGUUGUCGUUCAUUGUCACGAAUGGCAAGCUGGAGUUGGGCUGAUUGCAUUGAGAACCAGACAUGUCGAUGUGGCUACAGUCUUCACUACCCAUGCUACUCUUCUUGGGAGAUAUCUGUGUGCUGGAAAAACAGAUUUUUACAAUAACAUGGACAAGUUCAGUGUUGAUGAAGAAGCUGGUAAACGGCAGAUAUAUCACAGGUACUGUAUGGAGCGAGCUGCAGCACAUCUGGCACAUGUAUUCACAACUGUAUCAGACAUUACAGGUUUUGAGGCUGAGCAUCUCCUCAAAAGAAAACCAGAUUUUAUUACUCCGAAUGGUUUGAAUGUUAAAAAAUUCUCAGCAUUGCACGAGUUCCAAAAUUUGCACGCAAUAAGUAAAGAAAAGAUUCACGAGUUUGUCAGAGGUCACUUUUAUGGCCAUUAUGAUUUUGACCUAGAUAAGACUUUAUACUUUUUCAUUGCGGGACGCUACGAGUUUGGGAAUAAAGGAGCUGACAUAUUCAUUGAAGCAUUAGCUCGAUUAAACCAUUACCUAAAAUCGUCCAGACCUGAUGUUACCGUUGUUGCAUUUCUUAUUUUCCCUGCAAAAACCAACAACUUUAAUGUUGAAUCAUUACGUGGACAUGCGGUAACGAAAUCUUUGAGAGACACCAUCAAUGACAUACAACAAAAAAUCGGAAAACGAAUGUACGAGUUGUGUUUAUCUGGACGAAUGCCUGAAAGUCAGGAUCUUUUAGAGAAAGAUGAUACAGUCAAAAUAAAGAGGUGUUUGUAUGCAUUGCAAAGGGAUGGAUUGCCUCCAGUUACUACCCAUAAUAUUGUAGAUGAUUGGAACGACCCUGUCCUAGGAGCAAUACGGCGUUGUAAUUUGUUUAACACAGUCAACGACCGAGUCAAGAUAGUUUUUCAUCCCGAAUUUUUAUCAUCAACCAAUCCAUUGUUUGGACUGGAUUACGAAGAAUUUGUCAGGGGAUGCCAUCUUGGGGUAUUUCCGUCAUAUUACGAGCCUUGGGGCUAUACACCUGCCGAAUGUACGGUUAUGGGAAUUCCUAGUGUAACCACAAAUUUGUCUGGGUUCGGGUGCUUUAUGCAAGAACACAUAGCCGACCCAAUGAGCUAUGGGAUCUAUGUGGUGGACCGACGAUUUAUAGGAUUGGAAAACAGCGUACAACAGUUAGCCCAGUAUAUGUUCGACUUUGCAAGACUCAAUCGUAGACAGCGAAUCAUCCAAAGAAAUCGAACUGAACGCCUCAGCGACCUCUUAGAUUGGAGAAAUCUUGGCAUUUACUAUCGACAAGCAAGGAUAAAAGCUUUGUGCACCCUUUACCCUGAACUUGAAGGUGAACUUGGAGAGGGCGGUGUGAGUAGAUUCAAUUAUCCACGGCCUAUUAGCGAGCCACCAUCGCCCUCCUCUUCACGGCAUACCACUCCUGCAGCAUCUGUUCAUGGCUCUGACGAUGAAGAGGAUGAAGUUGACGACGAAAAGGAGCUUGAAGAGUUGCGGCAAGCGAAUGGUAGGUAACUACUGGCUGUCAAAACUUGUUACCGUUUUAACUAGCAAGUAGAAAUAUCAUCGUAAACAAAAACGAGAAACUUCAUUUCAA
This is a messenger RNA of Diprion similis, 2343 nucleotides long. It is a transcript of the gene GlyS, whose product is annotated as glycogen [starch] synthase. The coding region runs from base 180 to 2261 and encodes 693 amino acids. The transcript is spliced from 12 exons. The record is from RefSeq and is a predicted model, not a curated record. Gene Ontology annotation, molecular function: alpha-1,4-glucan glucosyltransferase (UDP-glucose donor) activity. Gene Ontology annotation, cellular component: cytoplasm. NCBI's taxonomy places the organism in Eukaryota, Metazoa, Arthropoda, Insecta, Hymenoptera, Diprionidae. Gene Ontology annotation, biological process: glycogen biosynthetic process.